Molecule: messenger RNA, 1239 nt
Organism: Ophidiomyces ophidiicola
Lineage: Eukaryota; Fungi; Ascomycota; Eurotiomycetes; Onygenales; Onygenaceae
Gene: SUR2
Product: Sphingolipid C4-hydroxylase sur2
Exons: 2
Coding region: 1-1239 (412 amino acids)
Biological process (GO): lipid biosynthetic process
Molecular function (GO): iron ion binding; oxidoreductase activity
Source: RefSeq, a predicted model, not a curated record
AUGCUCAACUCUACGCUUGAUACGGGGCUUCCGCCCCUUCCUGCCUAUUCCCUAACUCCCCGCGAGCCUCUCCUGCCUCCAAUCCCUGACUAUAUUAUCGUUCUCAUUCUCCCAAUACUCGCCUACUGGAUUGUAUCCAUGGUCUUCCACUGGAUAGACGUCAACGAUUAUUUUUCUCAGUAUCGCCUGCAUACUCCGGAAGAGCUCCUUCAGCGAAAUCAUGUGUCGAGGUGGGAAGUUGUUCGUGACGUUGUCAUCCAGCAAAUCAUCCAAACCGUAUUUGGUUUGCUCAUGGCCUACGUGGAGGAAACUGAGUACGUUGGGAAAGAGGACUAUGAUAUCGCCGUUUGGGCUCGUCGCAUACGAAUCGCGCAGAGAGUCAUCCCGCGGUUACUCCUACUUCUCGGCAUCGACGCCACGGGGCUUGCUGGAAAAUUGUCCUCAUAUCCCGCUCUAGCUGUUGCUAUAACAGGUGGACAGCAUUCAACUUUGACCCAAGAAGUUGUUCUGGAUACAGGGAGUAUCGUCAUUACGCCCGCGUUUGCGAAAUGGGAGCUUUUGGCCGCUAGUGCCGUGUAUUGGUACCUCAUACCCGCCGUCCAGUUCCUUUUUGCCAUAUUCUUCGUGGAUACCUGGCAAUACUUCCUGCAUCGCGCGAUGCAUAUGAACAGAUGGCUGUAUACUACUUUUCAUUCCAGACACCAUCGUCUCUAUGUCCCUUAUGCUUUUGGUGCUCUAUAUAACCAUCCCGUUGAAGGUUUUUUGCUGGACACCGCUGGAACAGGGAUCGCUUUCCUGCUCUCAAGAAUGACCGCUCGCCAGGCUAUGUGGUUUUUUACUUGCUCAACAAUCAAAACCAUCGAUGAUCACUGCGGAUAUGCUUUCCCAUUUGAUCCUCUACAGCAUAUUACCUCAAACAAUGCCGCAUACCAUGAUAUCCACCAUCAAAGCUGGGGUAUUAAGACAAACUUUUCACAGCCAUUCUUUACCUUCUGGGAUCGCCUUCUUGAUACUAAGUGGAGGGGCGGGGAUGUUACCCUUCGAUACGAGCGGGCACGCUUACAGGCUAGUCGUGCCAUGAAAGAUCAUGAUCAAAGCCCAAAGGCUGGCAAAGAAGACCAACCCGCACGUAGCCUCCUUACAAAAAGUGUCUCCAAAACCGCCACUCCUUUCUCCCCCCAGACAGAACCUCUGAAAAAUACAUCCCAUAGGUUGAACGGCAGUAUACUUCAUAAGUGA